Messenger RNA from Nicotiana tabacum (common tobacco), 966 nucleotides. NCBI's taxonomy places the organism in Eukaryota, Viridiplantae, Streptophyta, Magnoliopsida, Solanales, Solanaceae. The record is from RefSeq and is a predicted model, not a curated record.
AUGGAGGUUGAGAUCUUUGAUGAGUGGGGGAUCGAUUUCAUGGGUCCCUUUGUGAGAUCAUAUGACAUGACAUAUAUCUUUGUGGCAGUGGAUUACGUCUCAAAAUUGUUCGAAGCGGUUUCCUUGCCAAACAAUGAGUCAAGGAGUGUAACCGACUUCUUGAAGAAAAACAUAUUUACUCGAAUUGGAACCCCAAGGGCCAUCCUUCGUGAUGGUGGAUCUCAUUUUUGCUAUAAAGUCUUUCCAGGGUUGCUCGAGAAUGGAGUUAAGCACAAGGUGUCCACUCCGUAUAAUCCUCAAUCGAGUGGUCAAGUUGAAGUCUCCAACGGAGAAAUCAAGAACAUUCUAGCAAAACUUAAGCAAGCAAGGCACCGUGCUUACUUGUCGUCGAUCAAAGUUAGAGGGGUUGAUGUAUCUUGUAGUCCUAUAACGAUCAAUGAUUUCUACUUCAAGGAUUGGGAUAGAGGCACGACAGAAUUUGUUGCCAAGACGGCGCAAAUGGAAGAUGAGCGCGGUUGGGUAGCAUCUGUCAUAGCACAAGGAACUCUAUCCUGGAUUGAGUCAGUAAACAAAAUUCAAAAGAAAGAUCUCACUGCUGGAGGCCAGUAUUGGCUGAGUUUUGUUUGUACUCACUUGCAACCAUCUAAAAAUGAAACUGACAUCAGUAUAGAAAAGGCUAUCUUAAUUGCUUCAAUCAUGUCAGGAUUCAAGGCUGGUGAAGAGGUAGAUGACCAGCUGCUAUACAAGGGAAAACAUGUUUCAUCUACAGAAGACAAAGAUAAAGAGGAGGCAGAUCUGCAGAGGGUCAUAGCACAAUCACUCGAGGAUGUGGCUUCCAUGGCUGCCACCAUUUUCGCAGGGCCAUCACCGUAUGAGGCAAACAGCUCACAGGUGCAGGACCCGGCUCCGCGACUUGAUGAGUCAACUACUUUGGUCCCAGACUCCAUUGUCCAGCCUGAGGUUUAG